Syngnathus acus (greater pipefish) is the source of this 963-nucleotide messenger RNA. Its product is annotated as transmembrane O-methyltransferase-like. The record is from RefSeq and is a predicted model, not a curated record. NCBI's taxonomy places the organism in Eukaryota, Metazoa, Chordata, Actinopteri, Syngnathiformes, Syngnathidae. The transcript is spliced from 5 exons. Gene Ontology annotation, molecular function: catechol O-methyltransferase activity. Bases 187 to 963 code for a protein of 258 amino acids. Gene Ontology annotation, biological process: catecholamine catabolic process; developmental process; dopamine metabolic process.
UGUGGUGGUGGGCCGAGCCGGCUGCAGAGGAGGAAAAGGAGGCGAGGGAGAGCACAAAGCUCGCUCCAGUCAUCUAAAGUGGUUCCGUCAGCUGUUGCAUCUGUGCUUGACAGGAGUCACAGGACACAUACAUACUCUGCACUAGCUUGGUUUUGGAGACAAAACACAUUGCACAGUGCUGUCAAAAUGGCCUCUUUACUGAUGGCGGCAUCCAUGCCGCUGCUUCCCGCCAUCAUGUUGGCGUUGGAUCGAGCGGCUAAAUCAUGUCGCGGCAUAGUGGCUUGGGCACUUCGGCUGUUGCGGGGCCGCACCUGCGCCAAGGACACGCACGCUUUUGUCUUCUCCCAGUGCAUCCACGGCAACGCCGCCAGCGUUCUGGAGACCUUUGACAUCCAUGCAGGAAGGCAUGCCUCUGCCGCGGUCGGCCCGCUGAUUGGGCAGGCCUUGGAUGAAGUAGUCCAGCGCGUCCGUCCCUAUCGGGUGCUAGAACUGGGCACGCACUGUGGCUACAGUUCAGUGCGCUUACUGCGUCUACUGCCUCCUGAUGGAAGGCUCCUCACGGUGGAGCAGGACCCCGCGGUGGCUGACCUCGGAGAGGAGAUCAUUAUGGUGGCUGGCUUCCGUCACUCUCAGUUUCAGGUGUUGACAGGCAGCUCAGGUGAGACCAUCCCGAUACUGUGCAAAUUUUUAGAACCAGCUCCUGGGGCCAGCGACACCUUCAACCUAGUGCUCAUGGACCACGAUCCCCAGCAGUAUCUUGUGGACCUUCUGGCUCUGGAGAGCCAGGGUCUGCUCUGCCCCUCAGGCAGCACCAUUGUUCUGAUCAUCAGGAACCAGAAAGAUAAAAGUCUGGAGGAAGUGAGAGAACUGAUUCGAACGAGACCAGACUGUUACACCAUUAAGUCGCAGGUUCACGGGAUGGUGGAGCUCUUCUUCCAGAAACCAAGCGCCCAAUCACAAUAA